AUGCAAAAUGCACUUUUCAACAUACAACAAAAUUAUAAUUUAAUAUUAAAAUGGCAAAAAUUUUUAUUUUUAAUUUUCAUUUUACUUAAUAUAUUAAUAUCAAGUGUAGACAGUGUUGCUAGUUUUGAGAGGUCCUCUGUUGAGAGAUCUUUACCUAACUUAACUCGAGUUCGAGGGGAUAUAGAAAUAAAUCAGAAUAAAUCAAAAGAAGUAAAAGAACAGGAAGAGGAAGAUGAAGAAGACAGAAUAUGUAAAGCACGUUUAGAAAGCAAAAAACGCCAACAACAAAAAAUUAAUAAACAUUCUUCUGAAGAAAUUGGAAGAACUAAAUUUUUAAAAAAUGAAACGGAAGAUUUUGUUGUUAAAAAAUCAUUGAAACCUUUUUCUUCGAGUAAAGAAAGUGAAAAAAUAAAUGAUGAAUUAAAAGAGGAGAUAAUAACAAAAAGGCCAGCUAUAGAGGCUACAACCUUACAGGAGGAAAUAGAGGAGGAAACAUCAACUUUGCCUGACAACAAGGAAGAAAAUUCUGAAAAUGAAGCAAGCACAAAGAAGCCUAAAAGAAAAUGCCGUAAACGAAAAGAGAAAAAAGAGGAGGAAGAAAAAAUAGAAAAACAAAGGAAUGCUGAAAUUGGGGGAAAUGAUAACGAAAAUAAAAUUUUGGACCCUAAUUUGAUUGAAAAAGAAAAUAAUACAAUAUUAACUAGUGAAUUAGCUCCAAAAAUAAAUUCUUCAAUUAUUGACAACGAAGAAGAAAGUUUAAAAAAUGAUGGAAGGACUACUGCUGGGGUGGAAAAGGAGGAGGAAGUAAUUAACUCAAGAACAACAAGCUCACCUAAAGGAAAUAAAUAUUGGGAUUUUGACCAACUAAAGCUUCCAACAAACACCACAAAAAAUAAAGAAUCAGGUGAAACUGAAGAAGAAUUAAAACAAGUGACAAUAUCCACUUCAAUUAGCGAAUCAAAAUUAAAGGAAAUAAAUAAAAAGGACACGGAAAAGGACGCAGAAAAGGAAGAAACUCGAAUAGAAACAGUCAAAGAAGAUGUGAAGAGUUUAGAAAAACGUAAAGGGAAACAUCGGAAAGGGUCGAGAUCGAGGUCUUAUGAGGUUAGAUCUGGAGAAAGACGACAUGGAAGGAAAGGAAAGAAAUCUAGAGAAAGACAUCAUCAUGGGAGUAGAUCGAGAUCUUCGGAAGGGCAUAGAAGUAGAUCAAAAGAAAGGAGACACUCGAAAGAGAGGAGACACUCUAAAGAAAAGAGAAGAUCGGGAUCUUCAGAAUCUAGAGAAAGUCCAAUAUCAUAUAGAACUGGAAAGCAUAAAGGUGGAAGGAGAGGAAGUAGAUCUGAAGAAAUACUGAAAAGGGAUUCAAAAGAAGUAGUAAAUUCAAAAGAAGAAAAUUUAAAAGAAAUUAAAAAAGAAAAUUUAAAUAAAAAAUCUGUGGAGGUAAAAGUAGAAAAAUCUGUGGAAAAAUCAGAAAAAUCUGUGGAAAGGACAGAAAAAUCGGAAGAAAAAUUGGAAAAAAGAAAGAAGGAUGAAAGUAGCGAAAAGGAGAAAAUUGAAAAUGAGGAAGGGAAGAAGAAAAUAGUUGAAAGAAGGGAAGAGGAGAAGGAAGGAAAAUUAUUGAGUGAAGAAAAGAAGGAAAUAAAUACUUCUAAUGAGGAAAGGAAAAGAGAGUCAGAAAAUUCAGCCGAAACCAAAACAAAAUUUGAAAAAACAGAAGAAACCCAAAUUGACAAAAAAGAAGCAAAAGAAAGUGAGUUAGAAAAUGAUAAAGACAUAUCCGUUGAAAAACGUGAAAAUAUUAGAAAUAAAACACAAGCAGUUAAUUGUGAUGAAACGAGAGAAACACGAAACGAAAACACAAAAAAGAAAAAUCUAAAAACCCGCCAAAACGGAAUAAAAAUGGAAGAAUUAACUAAUAAUGAAGGCAAAUCUAAGAGAAAAUCAACAAGAAAAAAUUUAAAUAAUGAUGGGAAGGCUACAGAAUUUUUUUCUGCCAUAGAUGACGAAUUAACUGAAAAUUCGGAAAAUAAAAUUUCAGAAGAUGAAGAAAAUACAACUUCUCCAUUAAAAACGACAACAGCCGCUUUUCAAAGAUGGACUCCCUACAUUUUUGACUGUGAACACGAAGUAGAUGACAGAGGGGAACUUUUAUGCACUGAAUGGGCUAGGGGAGGAUUUUGCGAAAUAAACAAGGCAACCAAAUUUUUAUUUUGUAGAAAGACUUGUUUGUGUAUUGGUGCCAACUGA
Molecule: messenger RNA, 2247 nt
Organism: Meloidogyne enterolobii
Lineage: Eukaryota; Metazoa; Nematoda; Chromadorea; Rhabditida; Meloidogynidae
Source: the annotation of a GenBank genome assembly